Eimeria tenella is the source of this 228-nucleotide messenger RNA. RefSeq lists its product as uncharacterized. NCBI's taxonomy places the organism in Eukaryota, Apicomplexa, Conoidasida, Eucoccidiorida, Eimeriidae. The record is from RefSeq and is a predicted model, not a curated record. The transcript is spliced from 3 exons. The annotation marks the transcript as partial.
GUUGAGCUGCCUCCCCUCGAGGCCAUUUUGCUGCAUUUCAAUUCUGCGAAUUUGCUGACGCAGCAAAAGCCAGAAGCCGGAACAAACAACCAGGCCAAACAGAGGGGGCAGGAGAAGCGGCAGAGGACCAGACACCUCAACAAGUUCCGCAGGAUUCAAAACACUCAUUUAUUUACUGCGGACGAAUUGAGGGCUUUUGCCAACGGCACAAACCCCACAGCUUCCUAA